CCUGUACAUUCCUGGUUCAUGCUCAUUGAUCUCAGCAGGUAGAGGCCUCCUGGCGGACAUAAACGGACAACAAAGCCUUCGACCUCAUUGCGUCAUGUCGUCGGACCAUUCUCAUGCCAGUCUGAGGAGGCCAAAUGCGAUCCCUACCAAUAUGAUUUCCUACAAGGGCAAGCAGAUGCCGGCUCGCAUCGAUCCCGAGGCUCGGGUCGCCAAAGUCAUCGAGGUCAUGACAACCACCUUCGGUGCGAGUGAGCAUCAUAUUACGCUCUGCUUGCGGGACGAGGCGGAUAGAUUGGUCACUCAAGGAAACUUGGCCACCAAAGUGGCUGAUCAUGCGGCUCUCAAGCUCGUGCCUUCACCCAUGACAGAAGCUCUUACCGUUGUGAACUCCCUGCGACUCUCUGCUGAGAAUAUGGGCCCCGAUGGAGCGGACGCCUCCUCUCCUGAGAAGAACAAUAUUCCUUUGAAGUUGGCGCUCUUCAAUCUAUCGAAGUACGUCAGAGAGGAGGAGUUCUCUGUGGAAUUCAUGAUUCGAGGAGGGGUAAAGCUUUUGGUUCAACUGCUCGAGCAGAAAGACGGUGGGCUUACCGGAAACAGCCUUGCUUACGCCUCACAAGGCGUGAGAGGCAUACUGGAGUUUGAAUCGGGAUGGGAAGACCUCACGGACGAAUUCAUCAACCGGGUGCUGCACCUCUUGAUCUCUGGAACACAACCCAAUAUUCUGCGCCCGACCACAGCCAUUGUCCGCAAAUUAAUCAUAUCCUCUCCUCAAGUCGACAUAGCGCGCCAGAGGGCUCAUUUGAGAGCCAGAUCCAAGGGCAAGGGCAAAGAAAAGGAGACGCCGGAACCUCCUACUUCUCCACUGAUCCAAUAUGGGUUUGAUAAGGUCUUCCUCCGCAUGGAAGGGGUAGAAUCAACUGAUGGCGCUAUGGGAGUCUUCAGAGUGGUAGUCAAAAGACUCGAAGGAACAGGUGACCUGGAAUUGGUGGCUCAGAGUCUUGGCCUCGUGAAUGUCUCUCUGCGUUCCGCACAACAAGAUAACAGUCCCAAUUAUCCUGGUCUGGUAGAUAUUCUCGAGGUACUGAACGUCCGCAAACAUGUAUCACGUCUCAUGCCUAGCUGUGCAAACAACAUCGUCGAGCCUCAAAUACUCAACUUCCAGGCCCGAUACGCUGGCAUACUCCAAUUCCGCCGUCAUACUCCUGUUCGCCCAGCUCAGAGUGCUACACAGGAACGCAUGCUUAAUGAGAUCUGGACGACCGGUCAGCUAGGUCAGGGUUCGGGUAAUGAUGCGGUGACAGUCAGUGAAGCAGCAUCGCAGAACCGGAACUGGGCAGGCUGGAAGAGAAUCGGUCUCUGGGUUGACGAAGAAAGUGGACUAGGGGAGGAGAGUGACCCGCUGCUUGAAGUCGAACUGUUCAGAGACGUGGGAGAUCUGGGGCUGGAGUGUCUUCACUUCUAUGUUACUCACGAAGACAAUUUCAGGAACAUCGUUAUUGAGCAGGAAGUACGCGAGGAGGCUAGGAGGUGUCCGAUUGGAAGGGCAAGCGCGGAAUGCGUCAAGAUCCUGUGCGAACACUACAAGAUAUCUCAAGCGGGUCAUCAUCCCCCACAUUCUUUCCAGCUAUUCCUCCUGCAUUUCCCCAGACUGCACUUCCUUGUCCUGCGCUUCUUCCUUCGCAUGUGGUCGGAGUCUGAAUCUCGCCUGCCGGACUUUGGUCGGCUCUCACUCCUUGUAAGAUCGCACGUGUAUCUAUCUUUGGCAGACGAAGUCGCAAAGACCUGGCUGAAUCUUGAGCAAGACUUUUUGGAAACGGAAUACCGCUCAAUUCGAGAUCGUCAGAUGGAAUUGCUGGAAAAGGAGGAUGGAAUGCUGACGCGUCCGACUGUGAGAGCAUUGCGGGAGAAGGUCGGAAGGGCUGCAUAUGAUGUGCUCGCGGAUCAGAGAGUCAGCUGCAUGCUGCAAGGCAAUUGGUUCAAUUCUUCCGCCGUCAUCGAGCCAAGUGUGACGCCCGUUGUGAAAGCAAAGCCAGCUUUACCUUUACGUUUUGUUCGGCUUUCGCCAAACAAGCGCAGCCUAGGCUGGGGAGAAUAUGCUCACCGUGAGCCAGUCAACCCUCCCUUCGAGAGUCUCAAAGAGCGCAUUGACAUUGCCAAUGUCACGGACGUGAGGAUGCAGACUGGAUGUGCGGUCGGAUCUCGAUCUCCCAAUAUUAUCUCAAAGCUUUCCUUCUCUCUCAUGUCUGGGCCUGAAUACUCCUUGCUGGAUCUGGACGCUAUCCAUGCAGCUCAACUAGCGGAGUGGACAGAUGGGCUGCGUGUCCUGCGAGGGGAGAGUGGCAUGGCAUCGAGGGAGACGUCUGAAUAUGUCCAUGUCUUGGGAGAACUCGCGCUCAAGAUUCACUUGCUUGACAUCACCGGAGACGGCAUCGAGCUGCCGGAGAAGGUGUCUUCCAGCUUAGCCCCACAAAGUAUCGACUUUUGGUUUGCCAAGUAAUAGGCAAACGUCGUACAUGCUGCCACCGGGAUAGGCUUCUCAUGCAUGGACUUUGCUCAUGUGU
This is a messenger RNA of Kockovaella imperatae, 2561 nucleotides long. RefSeq lists its product as hypothetical. The coding region runs from base 95 to 2497 and encodes 800 amino acids. Gene Ontology annotation, biological process: actin filament organization; cell motility. The record is from RefSeq and is a predicted model, not a curated record. The transcript has 16 exons. Gene Ontology annotation, cellular component: plasma membrane. Lineage: Eukaryota; Fungi; Basidiomycota; Tremellomycetes; Tremellales; Cuniculitremaceae.